AUGUCUGGCUCCACAAUUCACGACCCCAAGGACAAGCAGCUGGCACUGGAUUUUGCCUACAUGUAUGGCUACCCUCUAAUCGAAUACGGAAAGUUUGUAGCUCAAAUGCCAAACCCCACUACAAACAAGCUGAGCCAUGGCCGACGACUAUCGACAUCUAAAGAUCGUCAAGUGAUAAGGCCUAACUCUGAUACGCUUUAUACAACUAUUUUCAUGGAUAUUUCGUCGCAUGAUAUUCAAAUUGAGAUCCCCAAGAUUGAAGAACGCUAUUGGUGCUAUUCAUUUUAUGACAUGUAUGGUAACGAUAUUGCCAACAUUAGUAGCCUUCAGGGCCAUCGCCCAGGAAAGUGGUUGAUCCGCUUCUCUGAUACAGAAUUCGGUCUUCACAUUGGUUUGCCAUUGGGAGCGGACUACGAAGGAUACGCCAAUCUCCCCACACCGUACGGCAUAUCCAUCGCGCGUUUCGCAACGGACCAGUCAAUCUCAGACCAAAGUCUUGUGAACAAAUAUCAGAACCAGAUUCGACUCGUUUGUAUUCCACGAACUAAGUCUGUUGCGCCUCCCUUCCAGCUAUCUAUUUUCACGGCCCCUGAAAACAGUGCUUCUGAAGAAGUCUCUGUUGCCGACGCCGUGAUGCGCCUGACUGCUAAGCUUGCGCCACAUAAUCUGUCUCCGAUACUAGAGGACAGAAAGUGGAUUUCUCUCGCUCUAAAGCGAAGUGGCAUGGAGAACGGUGUCUUCAAUUGUUUUAACGGAGCUGAUAUCUCACAUGUGUGUGACACCGCUGAAAAGAAAGCCCAGGCUCUUCUCGAUGCAGCUGGAGGUAGCCUCAACCAUGGAAAUGGCUGGAGCUCUGCGUAUCCCGAGUAUCUUGGAAACUUUGGCUCACACUAUGCGGCAAGGUAUUCAAUUGCCAAGCGGGGCUACCUGGCUUUGACGAGUGAUCAGGCCAUCUACCCAUCGCUCUCUCGGGCUCUGAAACUCAAGCCAGACGAGGCAGUUUUGCUACGAUUUUCUCGGAAACCGGUUCUAGUAAAGACAGGAUUCUGGAGUCUGACAGCAUAUGAUGCUGAGCAAUAUCUUGUUCCCAAUGAUAUCAAUCGGUAUUGUCUUGGAGACCGUGAUAACAUGACAUUUCCGGACGGAACUUCACUAAGUGAAAAAGGCAAGGAUGGCGAGUUUUUUAUUUUGAUGCAGCCUGCAGACAUUAAGCCGCCAAAUAAAUGGAGAAAUAAUUGGUUGCCGUCCCCGGCGGGAGGGGGGAAGAUGUCGAUCACGCUGAGGUGGUAUGGUGCUAAGAAGGAGAUGAUGACCAAGGCUUACGAGUACCCUCGUUUGGAGUUUAUGAAGGCCAUUCCUGGGCCAACGAAAUCGAUGUUGUAA
Molecule: messenger RNA, 1383 nt
Organism: Penicillium manginii
Lineage: Eukaryota; Fungi; Ascomycota; Eurotiomycetes; Eurotiales; Aspergillaceae
Exons: 3
Coding region: 1-1383 (460 amino acids)
Source: RefSeq, a predicted model, not a curated record